This is a messenger RNA of Harpegnathos saltator (Jerdon's jumping ant), 1853 nucleotides long. RefSeq names its product MORN repeat-containing protein 5. The record is from RefSeq and is a predicted model, not a curated record. Bases 947 to 1675 code for a protein of 242 amino acids. NCBI's taxonomy places the organism in Eukaryota, Metazoa, Arthropoda, Insecta, Hymenoptera, Formicidae. The transcript is spliced from 6 exons.
AAGAUACGGCGAACAGACCAACCUUUUUGCCACCGGUGAGGACGUCGUCGGCUUUUUGAGGUUCUUGCCUGUCCAUCGCGACGUGAUCCGCGCCACCUGCGGCGAUGAGACCUUGAAUUUCCUGAACGGUCAUCUGCCGCGUAAUCAUAUCACCCUUGUCGUUGCGAGAGCCGACUAUGAAUCGGCCGAGAUCAUCCGGAAUACCAGGCAACGAGGUCAUCCUGUAAGGAUAAACGAAGUCCCGGUUGGUGGCUCAGUUCGCGCGUUUGCGCUCCUCCUUCCUUCUUACACUCGCAGCCGACUGUCCGGGCGAUGUUAAACGAUAAAGUAGCGAUAAACCGCGUUGUACCACAUGCAUAUAGUCAUCCGUCUUAAACAUCCGCGGUGGUUACUCAAAGAGUGUCUGUUCGCGCACCACACGGCCUCCGCGAAGUAAAUUCUAUACACGGAAGAGAAUCAUAUCUUCCUUCGAGAUAUUUCCAUCGGAAUACAUUUCCAUUUAUAUCGAUGUUUUGAGCAGAAGCUCGCUAUGACGAUAUCUUUCUUCUUCUUCUACAAGUAACGUUAAUGAAUGAGUGAAGGAAUGCUCCCUUCAGAUGCUCUUAAGAAAUUUACAUCUUCGAUCGAUUCUAUUGUCAAAAGAAAAAAAAAAUGAAGUAAGUGCAACACUGAAAGCAUGGUAAUCAGAGAAACACUCGUAUGAUUUUUCAAACUUUCGAAGUUCAACUUCGUGGAAGUUAAUAGUAAAGAUUGAAUACAUACACAUGAAGUAAAAUUUAGGAAACUGUAUCGAAUUUUGAUUUGAUUUUUAACAUUUUACGCAAUUUUACGCAUAUAUCUUUCACAGUCACUCUGUAAGCAUAUUACGUAUUGAUUUUAAAAGUCUGCGAAACACAUUAAGUUAAAUCGUCUUGAAAACAUUUGACUACGAGGACAACGAAGCGACAUGUCGGUAGAAGAAAUCGCUCAAGAUGACAACGAAAAGGAAGAUGAGAUCGAAAAAUUACGGGAGAUUCGAUUUGUCAGCGGAGGAAAAUAUGAGGGAACGUGGAACGCGAUUGACAAGGAAGGCAUCGGCAGAUAUGUGACGUUUAACAACGUUAUAUUGGAGGGAGAAUUUCGAGAUGGUAUGCUUCAUGGCUAUGGAAGUAUGUAUUGGCCACGUGGGCAAAUAAUGGACGGCACUUGGAAUCGCGGAAAGAUGGGAAAUGAAAAACGAUAUACGUUCGCGGAUGGUUUAACAUAUGAAGAAGAUGAAUGGAAUUAUUGUAAAUUUCCUGACAGACGGUUUUAUAAAUGCAUAGUAAAUGGAUUGAGGCCAGCCAAGGAAGUAUUAAAGACCAAUGACCAACCGACUAAAAUUAUUCCUCCGUUUUGCUAUGAUACUGGUACUGGAAUUUUUGAUUCCGACAAAAAAUGUAUAUUAUCGUAUCGCAAUAACAAAAAAAUACUUGAUAUUCCAACAACGGCAGAAAGUGUAUGGAUAGAAAGAUAUUGCCGAAAAGGUUGGUCAACACCAAUUGGUCACCAAGCACGGUUAUAUGAAUACUUCCAGUCGGGAGCAGCUGAUUUUGCAACUUUACCGCAAAUCUCGUCAGAAGAUGAAACGGAAAAAUGGUGGCAAAGACUGACAAGGUUCGCUAGGCAUUCGCCCACUGACAUGGGAUGGAUAUGAUAAGAUUGUUAUCAAGCAAUUUGACUAAACCAUAAAGAAAAAGCUAUUAAUAUUAAGAUUUAAAAUGAUGUAAAAAUCAAAUAUAAAGUUUUUCGCAGUCUAUGAAAGAUUACAUAAAUGAGACAAAAUUACGAUUUGCAAUAAACAUGUGUAUACAUUAAAUGUAUACGUAUAUUUC